This is a messenger RNA of Leptosomus discolor (cuckoo roller), 848 nucleotides long. RefSeq names its product RAB40C, member RAS oncogene family (gene RAB40C). NCBI's taxonomy places the organism in Eukaryota, Metazoa, Chordata, Aves, Leptosomiformes, Leptosomidae. The record is from RefSeq and is a predicted model, not a curated record. Gene Ontology annotation, biological process: intracellular signal transduction. Gene Ontology annotation, molecular function: GTP binding; GTPase activity.
GGAUGGGAACCCAGGGCAGCCCGGUGAAGAGCUACGAUUACCUCCUCAAGUUCCUGCUGGUGGGCGACAGCGACGUGGGGAAGGGAGAGAUCCUGGAGAGCCUGCAGGACGGGGCCUCCGAGUCCCCCUACGCCUACAGCAACGGAAUUGACUACAAGACCACUACUAUCUUGUUGGACGGCAGAAGGGUCAAGCUGGAGCUCUGGGACACAUCAGGGCAAGGAAGAUUUUGCACCAUUUUCAGAUCCUACUCUAGAGGAGCCCAGGGAAUUCUCUUGGUGUACGACAUCACUAAUCGCUGGUCCUUCGAUGGAAUAGACCGAUGGAUAAAGGAGAUAGAUGAGCAUGCCCCAGGUGUCCCUCGGAUCCUGGUGGGAAACAGGCUCCACCUUGCCUUCAAGCGGCAGGUGCCCACAGAGCAGGCCCGGGCUUAUGCGGAGAAGAACUGCAUGACGUUUUUUGAGGUCAGCCCUCUGUGCAACUUCAACGUCAUAGAGUCCUUCACGGAGUUGUCCCGUAUCGUGCUCAUGCGGCACGGCAUGGAGAAGAUCUGGAGACCCAACAGAGUGUUCAGCUUACAGGACCUGUGCUGCCGAGCCAUUGUUUCCUGCACCCCAGUCCACCUCAUUGACAAGCUGCCGUUGCCCGUCACCAUCAAGAGCCACCUGAAAUCCUUCUCGAUGGCCAACGGCAUGAAUGCGGUGAUGAUGCACGGCCGGUCAUAUUCCUUGGCCAGCAGUGGAGGUGGGAGCAGCAGCAAAGGUAACAGCUUGAAGAGAUCCAAAUCCAUUCGUCCUCCCCAGAGCCCCCCACAGAACUGCUCACGCAACAACUGCAAGAUCUCUUAG